Chroicocephalus ridibundus (black-headed gull) is the source of this 13118-nucleotide messenger RNA. RefSeq names its product nitric oxide synthase 1 (gene NOS1). Gene Ontology annotation, molecular function: heme binding; NADP binding; calmodulin binding. Lineage: Eukaryota; Metazoa; Chordata; Aves; Charadriiformes; Laridae. The transcript has 29 exons. Gene Ontology annotation, biological process: nitric oxide biosynthetic process. The record is from RefSeq and is a predicted model, not a curated record. Bases 1037 to 5359 code for a protein of 1440 amino acids.
UAGUUGGGUGGUUUGAACCCCAAUCUCUUGCUUGCUCCCAUCCUCGCCCUCCCUCCUCCCAACCCCACCAGCUGCUAGGAGGGAGAGACGGAUCCUAAACCACUAAAUGCCUGAAAAUUAGCUGGAAAAAGCCAGCUUGGGUGAUUAGGCGGGCUUAGAGCGGCUUCCACCUGGGGAGGUUAAAAGUUAUUGAAUAACUAAACUCCUCCGUCAGCCGCCGGGGACUCUGCGGCUGCGCUGGCACCGGGUGCCCGGCGGGUAUUUUGGUCCCCCAAAACACCACAAGUAGUUUCCCCGUACCCCCAUCUCAACCCCGGGGGGCCCAAGGGCAUGCCCUGGCUGGGGUGAUGGGCAGAGCGGGUGCCGGGAGAGCCCCGCGGUGCUGGGCAUGGGCUGGGGAGGGGACGAGGCCACCGCUGGGCCCUGGCGAGGGCGAGUGCCACCGUGGGAAAGCUGGCCGGGGCCGCGCAGGCGGCUCGGCGUCGCGCACGCAGCCCUCCCGCGGCUCCACCGUCCCCUCCCGCGGCUCCACCGUCCCCUCCGCCGGCUCCACCGCCAGCCAAGCCCUUUCUCUUCCCCUGCUCCGGCCGGCCUCCUGCCUCUCGGACGGCUGCGGAGCCAUGGAGUCGGGAUAAAGAAGCUCGCGGACCGUUCGCAGGGAUGUCGCUGAAGCAAGUGGGCUGCCUCCCCCUCUCUGCCCAGCGCAGGACCAGAGGCUGACUGGAAGCUGGCAUGUUGCCCCCUCCAGCCCCUGCUCGCCCACGCGAUGCCCAGCCCUGCCCGCCCUGCCCCUAGCCUUCCCUUCCAGCGGUGAUACGCCCUGCUUUCCCCAGGACAUCGCUUCGGGAGAGAGGUGGCAGCGAGUAUGCUGCAGAAAGCCAGCCUGCCGCCCAAGCCCAGCGGAGUUUUGCCUUGAGGCCACUUGGUGAAAAGCCGAAGAGUUGCCCCUUCCCCGCCCUUCGCUCGGGCAGUGAGUUUCUCUGCGCACAGCGGGUGUCGAGGUCCUGGUCUGCAGGCUCGAAGAGGGGGGGCUGCCAUGGAAGAGAAUGUGUUCAGCGUGCAGCAGAUACAGCCCAACGUCAUCUCGGUGAGGCUCUUCAAACGCAAGGUGGGCGGCCUCGGCUUUCUGGUGAAGGAGCGCGUCAGCAAGCCGCCCGUCAUCAUCUCAGACCUGAUCCGGGGAGGGGCUGCAGAGCAGAGUGGCCUCAUCCAGGCUGGGGACAUCAUUUUAGCCGUCAAUGGCAAGCCCCUGGUGGACAUGAGCUAUGAGACCGCGCUGGAGAUACUAAGAAGCAUCGCCUCCGAGACCUACGUGGUCCUCAUCCUGCGGGGCCCCGAGGGCUUCACCACUCACCUGGAGACCACUUUUGCAGGUGACGGGACGCCAAAAACCAUCCGUGUCACCAGACCCCUCUGCCCGGCUCCGAAGGCGGUUGACUUGUCCAACCCAAGCCCGCACGGCAAAGAGCAGCCGCUGCCAGCAGCCGACCGCACCAUGGGCUCCCUGUGGACAAGAGAGAUCGGGCGAGAGGUGGAGCCGAUGGUCCACGUUAACGGCGUCGUUACCGGCAGCAAAGGGCAGGACGCUGGGAAGGGGAAGGAGGGUGCUUGUGGUCACUCUUGCAUCAACGGUGGCGUGGAAGACAACGAACUGCUCAAAGAAAUCGAGCCCGUCCUGGAUCUCCUGAAGAGCAGCAGUAAGGGCAGCGACGGAGAUGCACCCUCCAAGGUAGAGACAAGAGAUAUAGAAGUCCAGGUGGACUGUUUCAGGGAAGGGGAAAACAAGCCGCAGAAAGCCUUACCGGCUCGGAUGGAGAACGACCGUGUCUUCGGUGAUCUGUGGGGGAAGAGCAACGUGCCCGUGGUCCUGAACAACCCCUACUCCGAAGCGGAGCAGCCACCGCCAUCUGGGCGGCAGUCCCCAACUAAGAACACAGUGAAUGGAAGUCCUUCCAAAUGCCCGCGGUUUGUCAAAAUCAAGAACUGGGAGACAGGCUCCGUGCUACACGACACUCUGCACCUCAAGACGGCGAUGGCCACCGCGUGCACCGAGCAGAUCUGCAUGGGCUCAGUCAUGACCCCUAGCCAGCACGUCCGCAAGUCAGAAGAUACCAGGACAAAAGAGGAGGUGCUCCUGUUGGCUAAGGACUUCAUUGACCAGUACUACUCCUCCAUAAAGAGAUCUGGCUCCAAGGCCCACAUGGAAAGGCUGGAGGAAGUGACCAAGGAGAUUGAAGCCACUGACACCUACCAGCUGCGGGACACAGAGCUGAUCUACGGAGCCAAGCAUGCCUGGAGAAACGCAGCCCGCUGCGUGGGCAGGAUUCAGUGGUCCAAGCUGCAGGUGUUUGACGCCCGUGACUGCACCACAGCCCAUGGGAUGUUCAAUUACAUUUGCAACCACAUUAAAUACGCCACCAACAAAGGGAACCUCAGAUCUGCUAUUACCAUCUUCCCGCAGCGGACGGACAGCAAGCACGACUUCCGCAUCUGGAACGCCCAGCUCAUCCGCUACGCUGGCUACAAGCAGCCCGACGGCACUGUCCUGGGAGACCCCGCAAACGUGGAGCUGACAGAGAUCUGCAUUCAGCAAGGGUGGAAGGCACCGCACGGGCGCUUCGAUAUCCUGCCUCUGCUCCUCCAGGCCAACGGCAACGAUCCAGAGCUAUUUGAAAUCCCCCCAGAGCUUGUGCUGGAAGUGCCCAUCCGUCAUCCCAAGUUUGAAUGGUUUAAGGACCUGGGCUUGAAGUGGUAUGGUUUGCCAGCAGUUUCCAACAUGCUCCUCGAGAUUGGUGGCUUGGAGUUUUCCGCCUGCCCCUUCAGUGGCUGGUACAUGGGCACAGAGAUUGGGGUCCGGGACUACUGUGACAACUCUCGCUACAACAUACUGGAGCAAGUGGCCAAGAAAAUGAAUCUGGAUAUGAGGAAAACCUCCUCGCUGUGGAAGGACCAGGCCCUGGUGGAGAUCAACAUUGCUGUGCUGUACAGCUUCCAGAGCGACAAGGUGACCAUUGUGGAUCACCACUCAGCCACUGAGUCCUUCAUCAAGCACAUGGAGAAUGAGUACCGAUGCCGUGGAGGCUGUCCUGCUGACUGGGUGUGGAUUGUCCCACCAAUGUCCGGCAGCAUCACCCCAGUUUUCCAUCAGGAAAUGCUCAACUACCGUCUCACACCCUCCUUUGAGUACCAGCCGGACCCCUGGAACACCCACGUCUGGAAAGGGGUCAACGGGACGCCUACCAAGAAGAGGGCCAUUGGCUUUAAGAAGUUAGCAAAGGCUGUGAAGUUCUCAGCCAAGCUGAUGGGACAGGCCAUGGCCAAGAGGGUCAAAGCGACCAUCCUGUACGCCACCGAAACGGGGAAGUCACAGGUCUAUGCAAAAACUCUGUGUGAAAUCUUCAAGCACGCUUUCGAUGCCAAGGUGAUGUCCAUGGAUGAGUACGACAUCGUGCACCUAGAGCAUGAAACCAUGGUCCUGGUGGUCACAAGUACAUUUGGCAAUGGAGACCCACCGGAGAACGGAGAGAAAUUUGGCUGCGCGUUAAUGGAGAUGAAGAAUCCCAACUCCAACCUGGAGGAGAGGAAGAGCUACAAGGUCCGUUUCAACAGCGUCUCCUCUUACUCGGAUGCACGGAAGUCCUCAAGCGAUGGCCCCGACUCCAGGGACAACUUUGAAAGCACGGGGCCCUUGGCCAACGUCAGGUUCUCCGUGUUUGGGCUGGGAUCGCGUGCUUACCCCCAUUUCUGCGCCUUUGCCCGGGCAGUGGACACCCUCCUGGAGGAGCUGGGUGGAGAGAGGAUCCUCCGCAUGGGAGAAGGGGAUGAGCUCUGUGGCCAGGAGGAGUCCUUCAGGACCUGGGCCAAGAAGGUCUUCAAGGCAGCGUGCGACGUGUUCUGCGUGGGGGACGACGUCAACAUCGAGAAAGCAAACAACUCCCUUAUCAGCAACGACCGGAGCUGGAAGAGGAGCAAGUUUCGCCUGACCUACGUGGCUGAAGCCCCGGAACUCACACAAGGACUCUACAGCAUCCACAAAAAACGCGUCUAUGCAGCCCGGCUUAUCACACGCCAGAACCUGCAGAGCCCAAAGUCCAGUCGCUUGACAAUUUUCCUGCGCCUCCACACCAACGGACACCAGGAGCUGCAGUACCUGCCCGGGGACCACUUGGGCGUGUUUCCAGGGAACCAUGAAGACUUGGUCAAUGCCCUGAUCGACAGGCUUGAGGAUGCUCCUCCGGCCAACCAGCUGGUGAAGGUGGAGCUCCUGGAGGAGAGGAACACGGCUCUAGGUGUCAUCAGUAACUGGACAGACGAGAACCGUGUCCCACCAUGCACCAUCUUCCAGGCUUUUAAAUACUAUUUGGACAUCACCACCCCUCCCACACCCUUGCUGCUGCAGCAGUUCGCUUUGUUGGCCACCAGUGACAAAGAGAAGAAACGCCUGCAGGUUCUUAGCAAGGGUUUGCAGGAGUACGAGGAAUGGAAGUGGUCCAAGAACCCCACCAUCGUGGAGGUGCUGGAGGAGUUCCCCUCAGUGCAGAUGCCCUCCACGCUGCUGCUCACACAGCUCCCCCUCCUCCAACCACGCUACUACUCCAUCAGUUCCUCCCCAGAGAUGUACCCAGGCGAGGUCCACCUCACCGUGGCAGUGGUCUCCUACCGCACGAGAGACGGAGAAGGACCAAUCCACCACGGAGUCUGCUCCUCUUGGCUCAAUCGGAUACAGACCGAUGAAGUAGUGCCCUGUUUUGUAAGAGGUGCGCCCGGGUUCCACCUGCCGCAGGAUCCCCAGGUGCCCUGCAUCCUCAUCGGUCCCGGCACCGGCAUCGCCCCUUUCCGGAGUUUCUGGCAGCAGCGGCUUUUUGAAAUCCAGCACAAAGGUCUGAAGCCUUGUCCUAUGGUCCUGGUAUUUGGCUGCCGGCAGUCCAGGAUCGACCACAUUUACAAAGAGGAGACGCUCUUUGCCAAAACCCAAGGUGUCUUCAGAGAGCUGUACACAGCCUACUCCCGGGAACCGGACAAACCAAAGAAAUACGUGCAGGACGUGUUACAGGAGCAGCUGGCCCACACGGUGUUCAAAGCGCUGAAGGAGCAGGGAGGCCACAUCUACGUCUGCGGGGAUGUCACCAUGGCCGGGGACGUCCUCAAGACCGUUCAGCGCAUCGUGAGGCAGCAGGGCCAGCUGUCGGUGGAGGAGGCAGGCGCUUUCAUCAGCAAGCUGCGGGAUGACAGCCGGUACCACGAGGAUAUUUUUGGAGUCACCCUGCGUACGUACGAAGUGACUAACCGCCUUAGAUCCGAGUCCAUUGCAUUCAUUGAGGAGAGCAAAAAAGAUACGGAUGAGGUUUUCUGCUCCUAACCGGACCCUUCGCCCCAAGGGGAUGCCAAACCAGUCCCAGCACCUGCUGCCCCCUCCAGCCGGAGGGCACUGGGUUUUGUAUUUCAUGGACACGGUGGCUCCUUUUCCGCGGGGAACUGCCCAUGGAAAGCGCUCUGUCUCUCGUCCUGUUGUUGUGUCCUGAUGAUGAUGAUGAUGAUGAUGAUUUUCAUUUCCUUUUCUUCCUCUUUCUCUUGCGCUCUCUCUUGUCCUGUGGAGGUUUCUUUUCACCCCCUUUCCCUCCCCUGGGUUUCCCCACUGAAGUACGAUGGCUUUAUAACCCGCAGUGGCUCUUAACAGAACUUCACGUUUCUCCUUCUUCUCAUGAGGGCAUUCUGCAGCUGCAUGAAACCACCACCUUUGUGAUCAUCCGCGGUUUUGGUGUUUCGGGGGAGAGCAGAGGUGGCAGGGGCUGGGCGAUAGCUAGGUGUUGCCGCUUGACCAGGCCUGAGGGUUGUUCCCCCCAGGCUCCCCCUUUCUCCAGCUCGGGGCUUGGCUGAAUCCUUGCGUUUUCGUGGCUUUCCUUUGGACUUGUACAGACCUGGGCACAUGCCCGAGGCUGGGGGCAGAUGAUGUGCGAUGCCCUCGUGCCUGUGAACUUUGUUCAUCCCCCGCCCCGCCCCAAGCAGCGUGGGUCCAAAUGUGUCUGUUUUGAUCCAAAGGGUGGGAUGUCUCUGAUUCGUGUGUCAUGAUUUCUCCUAAACGGACGCUGUGCUAUGUUUGCCUCCUUCUCUGCUCCCUGUUCCCCGUGACCCUCUCCUUUUGCUCAAUCCCCACUUUGCCGGCAUGAAAGUCCUCCCACGGGGGAGCCGAGCACUGAACGCACAGGCUGAUGUGUAUUCUAGGGAAAAACUCCUGGCAAUGACUGCUGCUUGGCCAGGCUGUCCUCCUGAAGGCUUUACAGGAGGUAUGUGAUCUGCAGCCACCAUGCUGGUGGGAGACAUUCCGGGCCCGGCUGCAUCCCAGCGCUUUGCAUGCUGUGAACGCGUGAACCCUCUGCCGGGUGAGGCUGGAAAGCCACGAGGAUGGGAGAGAAGCAGCUCCAACCCCGGCUGCAAGAGGCACCUCCUGGUAAAAAAGCCCAUUUGGAAGGCAUCGCUUGGAGGGUUACAGUGUCCUUGGUGAGGAUCUGCUGACCGAGGACUCUUGAAAGCCCAGGAAGCGUCAGCUCCACCUCAGCGCGGUCCUAUGAGCCGUUCUGGGACAGCAGACCCCAGCCACUUCCACACCUUCUGGAGCAGAAAGGGCCAGCACGGAGCGACCUGCCUGCCAAAAGGAAUACAUGUGGCAUCUCGGUGGCAAGCCAGUCCCCUCCGUAGGCUCUGCGCCACCUGCCAGCGGCACGAGCUGUCUCUGCCGGGACAUCUCAUGUGAGAAGGGAGGUGAGAUCGGCUGCAAAGAUGCGGCGUGAUGCUGGGCUCUGACAGGCUCGCACCUCAGCCCUGCUGCAAAAAUCCGGCCCCAAAAGCAAUCUGUUGACAGGAUCACAGAAAGGUGGCAGUCCCUUUAACAGAGAAAAGCUGUCCGCAAGGUAAAGCGUGCGUCACCUUGUGUGUCCUUCCUCCCUCUCCUCCCUUCCUCACCCCGAAGAAGGUUUGUCCUCCCUCACUGCCAGGAGGAGGACAGCAGGGCAUGGCUGCAGCUCUUGCUGGAAGCAGGGAUAGGGGGUUGAUGUUUUGAGCUGGGGGAUGCUGACCCUUCCCUCCCACCCCGCUCUGCCGCGCUGUGCACCGACGCUCGUGUGGAGCGAAGCACCUGCGCCGGCGACGGCAGAGGGUUUGUCCAGCAGCUGCAAUGGUGAGCUUCGCUUUCAGAGGGCUAAGAUUGUCUGCCCUAAGCUAAAGUUGGAACAAAAAAAGAGCUGCAGGAGGUUUGCUGCUCUCCCAGUCCGUGGUACAAGCCGUGCUGGCUCCCCUGCCCCCAGGCUGUGCCGUUAUCCCCACCCUCAGCCAGGACCUCCUGCCCUUUCCUGCUGCUUGGCUGGCCACGUCUCCGUGUGCUGUGACCGUCUUCCGCAACUUCGACUCCUUGAAUUCUUGAAGCAGCCCCAGCCCAAAAUCCAGGAGCACGAGGCCUCCCAGGCGGUGGGAGAAUUUGAGAUCCAGUUUUGCUGGUCCCAGCAGAGCAUCCAGCGUGGCGUACAAUGCGAAUGAAUGCUGCCACGGUGUGGCCAGAGCCGAGCUCGCUGGGCUGGCGGGGCGGCCGCAGCAGGGUUUGGAGCCAGGUGGAAGGCCAGGUUUGCGUCACCGCCUGGGGACUUUUGUGACCUGGUGGCGAAAGAGGACGGGACAGGGAAAAGGGCAGCCCCUGGUCCACCUCUGCGGGUUGUGCCCUAGUCCCUGGGGCAGGCAGUGGGAUGGGGGAGCUGAGUCCCUUUGCUGCUGGGAUGUGUGAAUUUGGGCAGAGGUCCUGUCCUUGGAGCCAGCUCCCUGGCCCUAGAGCCGGCAACAUCCAGCAAGCCUGGUCCUACCCACCCCCCAGUGCUGUGGCUGCAGAAACAGAGCUGAAAAACGAAUUCAAACUCAUCCCUCCUUUUGGGGAAAUUUUAUUCUGUCUCUAGACUCAGUGCUCUGGCCCUCCUUUAAGUAGAAGGGGCGAUACAACCUGAAGAGGAGGUAGUGCCCAAAGAAAUGCCCUUGUCUUCGUCCUCUUUCCAGCUCAUCCUGCGUUGCUGGCAAUUAGUUUUCUCCUGUCCUGCCUUCUGCCUGUAUCGCUGUAACAUCUCCCAUCUGGAAAUCAUGUUGCUGCUGCAGCCUGUGUCUGAGAUGGAUUGCCUUUGCUUCUCCCGCACCCCAAAGCUUCCCACCUCUGUCUCCCCGUUCCACCUGAGCCACCAGUGAAAGCAGUGGAGAAAGGAACAAGGUGUGUGCCUUGCCUUUGGUGGGAUCUCCAGGGGGUGUCUGUGCAGGGCAGGCAGCCAAAGCUGCCUCAAGUUCAACAGGCAUGAGGGUAGGUGAGUCCUUCAGAGCCCUUUGGAAGGGAAAUGCUGGUCUAAGGCCAGCCUGUCUGGCCCUGGAGAAGAAAAACCCUCCCUGCCGUGAAGGUCCAUGAAGUGAAUAUGUCCCCAGAGCUCCGGCUGCCUCUCUGCUCCCUCUGCCUGGACCGUUCGCUCCUCGCAAGCCGCACCACUGGGAAUUCUGAUUCAUUGGUUUUUUGUUGAGUCAGCCUCAGACGUCUUAACUUCUCCUUCAUCCCCCUUACCUGCAGGGGCUUCGCACUCCCCUCGAGCUUAAUUUUCUUCCACAGCUAAGGGGGAAAUAAACUUGCGGAUCUGCUUUAUCAUUCCACAAAUGCGGCUCUUCCACCAGUUGUCUAGACUCUGCUCAUCUCGGUGUGACAUUUCUGACGCGUGGGUGUAGCUACAAUAUCUCCAGCAUGCAUAAACAGCAGAGAGCGAGGUGGGGUCUGCCGCAGACCAGUGCCAUCAGCUGCUCGGGGGUGUCAUGCAUGGAGGGGAUUGUGCCUCUCGGGCACUUGGGUCACGAAUCUGUCACCUCCGGGUCCCCACUGCCCGUCCAGGCUCCUGCCCAGCCCCAUGCAGCUCCUGCCUCCUGGACCUGAUGGACACCCAGCCUGAUCCAAUGUCCCAGUCCCUCUCCUGGAGGAUGUCCACCACUGCCUGCUUUGCAGCAGCUCAGCUCCUUUUCGCUCCCCAGGAGGUUUGAUUUUUCAAGACACCGUGAAGUGAGGUGUUUUUUUCUCAAAGAUUUUAAUUCGUAGGUUUUUCAAAUGUCCACAGGAAGUUAUAUAUGAACUUGAAAACUCAUGGGAAAACGGUUCUCUGUUUUCCCAACCUGCUGUGUCCACUAGCAGGGAAAAAUAAUUUGUUCAUUCAGUGCAAGGGUAUCUACUGCCUGUGUUGUUGAUGACUUCAAAGGUUUCAUCUCCCCAGAAGGACUGCCUGGGAGUUUGUUGUUCUUCAAUUUAUGAGAGACAGCGGGAAAAUAAUGAGACUUCUGCCAUCAGGAGUAGACUCGCAAAGACAACACCUCCACGAUCGUUGCUGGGUAGGCCUGAGCUCGUCGCACGAGAGGAACCGAGCCGGUCGCAUUCAUACUGGCCAGAGAAAUGGGGUUUGAGUUUGGGCUGUCCACGGUGCCCGUCCCCUAUCCUGUGCCUCCACGUCCCCAGGGGCGAGCAGGGGACUGUGCCCACACCCAGAGCAGUGCGAGCCAACGCGGCCGUGCACGCCCAGCAAACUUGUGUCCUGAGCCAAUGUGCAGAAGAGGAGAUGGCAAGAGACGGGAGCUGCAUGAACCUGUGUCCAGUCUAACUGUCAUCGCUCCGAUAGUUCCUUUACUGUUAGUACGCGACACCUCUCGCCCCAUCCCAGUCUCCCUCCACCGCUUCCCUCUGGAGAGCCCUCCUUUCUCCUUCCCGGCCCCGUCUGCCCGGCCAAAAGGUGCAGCUCAGCCAGGGUGGGCCCGGGGGGUGGCAAUGGACUUACAGUGCCUUGUGCCGGGAAGAGACUAUUGCAGCGGGGUUGCCCUCCCCGCUCCUGCUCUCUCCAGAGAUGCUCCUGGCACACAGACUUGGGGGGGAGGGGAGCCGACGGCUUCGUUUGACAAGUGAAAUUCUCGGUGGGCAAAUUCCCCCUGGGAUAGGUGAGGGCGAACUUACAGCCCUGCUCCGCCGUGCUCUGCCGUUAAUCUCCCGGCGACGGGGUUUUAUAGGGGUAUGGAGCCCGUGCAGGGUUAGAGCGCGGGUGCAAACUGGACACCACCUUCUGCGAGCGCCACGGGUCUGCGAACACCUACCACCGACUGGAGCCCACGUUUUUAUUACGCUGUUUUGGGGGAGAGGGCGUGUUUGUGCUGAAGCCUCAUGGACUUGCACCAGGCCCAAGCUGCUGCCUCCCGACUUAACGACCACUGAAGCCAUUACAGUCCUCUGACUGGUACCCCUGGGGAAGCUGCAGAGAGUUCCCAGCGUUUUGUGGGAGGCGAAUUUUAUGCUCAAAACUAAAUUUCGUUCCUGCCUUCACUGGGGACCAGUUCUCAGCUUCAGAAUUGCUCUGGUAACUUUGCAAUUGCUUUGAUAGUUCCAGAGGGGAGCACAGUCCCUUUGCAGAACAGAUGGAGACGCGUUUUCAGGACCAUUCAACUUCGCUGUAACUCUGGCUUGGUUAUAAUAAUUUCUUCUGCUCUAACAGGGGGAGCAAAAUUUGGCCAGUGCUGAAGGCUCGUGAAAACUGCGUUCCCGAACUUGGACAAAAUUAGUCUUAGGAUCCGAGUCCUCUCAGAUACAAAAUGCCUUCCGCACCCGCUGGCUUCGGUGGCGUCGGGGAUUUCAGCAGCUUGCAGGAUCAGGCUUUCACGGCAGCAGCGGCAGUUUCGCGAUGGCAGUAUUUUUGCGUGUGUCGAUCUGCACUUGCACUUGCCUGCAACGCAUGACUCCAGUAAUCCAUUCGCAAUCUACCCUCCACGGGGAGAUCUGAGCUCUAGCUUCUUCCAUAUGGCCGUGUGUAUUUAACGGGAAAUCAGGGGAGCCGGAGAAAGCUAAUGGGAUUGCUGCUUUAAAGCACUUGGUUCCCCAAGUACCAGAGUUCGAAAUUGGCUUGAUUUUAGCAUGGGUACAAGGGCAAGUCAUGAAAUGUUUAACCAUUGUAAUGCAGAUAUACCUUUUUCCUGCCGCGCCGGGAACGAAGUAGACUAGAAACUCUUGGCCUCCACCCCUACGGAUGUUUGGCUGCGAUGGAAGUUUGGGCCACCGAAAUCACAGGGAAAAAAAAAAAAAAAACCAAAACAUAAAAAAACCCACAGAUUGUGAGUUCGUAGCUGAGCAGCCGCAGCUUGUUUAGCAGCGAGAGAGCUGCUGCUUUCCUGCCUUACUCAUUCAUGGCCGGAUUUCGGGGAGGGAGGAGGGAGGAAACACUUCAAAAGCAAGAAAAUUGAACCUGCGAGCCUUGCCCUGAGAAUCCCUCCUUCGACGGGAGCCUACAGGCCAAGGCUUUGAUGCUACCCCUCAUUACCACGGCGGGGAAGUGGGCAGGACACCGGGGAGCUUCUCUCGUGUCCGCGGGGCCAAAGCUUGAGGAGCUGUUGUGGGGCGGUGGAAGAGCAGGAGCGCGGGGCCGGGCUGCGGGUAGACUCCUGCCUGCAGGAAUUACACACGGCUCCGUAGGGCUGGCUCAGCAACCUGCUGGUGAAUAACACCGGGCAAAGUGUAUUUCUUCUGGGGGCAUUCUCAAUACUUUAAAAAUGUCAAGGCUAAAUGCUGAAAGAGUUGAUCUGGAAGAGCAACGGAUUCGGGGCUCCGUUUUUGUUGCCUUGUUUUCAUGCGGCGGCUUUGGGUGGGGAAAAGCAAAAAAAAAAAAAAAAAAAAAAGACAGGUGUAUCAAAACGUUUUGGAUGAAAACGAAUAUUUUGUCCCCCACAAUAAUUGCUAUUGGAGAUUUUAAAAUUUUCCAAGGGCAACAAAACUGCCUUAAUAUGUAUUCGACGCCAACAAGAGGCAUCAGCGCUACUCGCUUCUGAACCUGCUUUUUUAUUUGUGUCUCUGUGUGAUCGUGGCAUGGAAUCACGUCUUAAUAAAACACACUUUACAGUACUCAACAGGAUUUCCAGAAACAGAAGACAGUGUUUCAGAAUCUCCCCGUGCCCGGCAUUGAAGUGAUGGCUUUGAAGCCAAUGAAAUUCGAUGCAAAAUUUCUGCUUUGCUAGAAUUCUACAAAAUAGGCGAACGCCCGCAAUUCCCGAGGUUAAACGUGCUCCGCUGCCUUGAGAUGCCUUCAAAAAAAAAAAACCCUGGGAUCUGUGUGCUGAAAAGAGCUUGAGAAUAGGUUCCCUGGUCCGCAGCAACAUCCCCGGCUCUUGUGGAGUGUACGCAAUUCCCCAGGCAGUAGAUGAACGGAGUCAGAUGACUUUCAGCCAGGACUCAUUGCUUUUUAGAUUGCAUGUAGUUAGAAACAUGAGUUCUGCCAGCCGCCCAGGGAAUUUGAUAUUCAGUGCCAAUUAAUUUUUGUAAUAGGAACAGGGAUUUAUCCCCUCGAUUCCCUUAGGCACCUUUGAAAAGCAUAAGCCUCAAAGGUUGGCUUGGAUUUAUUAUUUUUUUUUCUGGUGGCCUUUUUCCUGAAGAGCAGCGGUGCCGAGACGAGAAAGGGGACCGGUCCGUGAAGGAUAGCAGCUUUGGGGCAGGCAUCUUCCAAACUUUCCGUUGCAGAGGUUUUUCUAAACUCUUCGGACGCGGGUAAGUUCUGCUCUGCUUGAUGGGACUCCAACCUCUCGCUGCUCUCCGGUCCUCCCACUCCUUCCUCCCUCCCCUCCGCACCUCCUCAUGUCACUGUGCCUUCAUUUGGUUUAGGAAAUGAUGCCGUGAUUUAAGACUGGCACGUUGUCUUUACUCUCACUUUGCAUCCCAUAAAACAGGUAUGUGUGGAGGGGGAAGUGGGGGGGGGGAUUAGCUUAUUUUGUAGCUUUUCGUGUGAUCCUACGGUAGGUUUCUUCUGAGGAGUAAAGGGGUGGGGACGGUGGGAGCAGGGAUGAGCCGGUGUUGUAUUUGAUCAUACCAGUGCUUUAAGCGGUCAGAAACAUGGUUUUCCCCUACCUCUGAGCUCUCAAUGCUGCUAAAAAUCUCUGCCAUUCGUCCAAUGUACUCCAGCCCCCUCUCUCGGACUGACUCUGGCUCUGUUUGCAAGAUAUCCACAUUGUUCUAAAGCAUGCACCUCUCUCUGUAUAGUUCCGAUCUUCUGAUUUUAUGGAAUACUUAUGCCUGUUUGCAUUACAGUCAAAAUAAAAAAAAA